Eucalyptus grandis is the source of this 2527-nucleotide messenger RNA. RefSeq names its product disease resistance protein RPV1-like. Gene Ontology annotation, molecular function: ADP binding; protein binding. Bases 143 to 2527 code for a protein of 794 amino acids. The record is from RefSeq and is a predicted model, not a curated record. Gene Ontology annotation, biological process: signal transduction; defense response. NCBI's taxonomy places the organism in Eukaryota, Viridiplantae, Streptophyta, Magnoliopsida, Myrtales, Myrtaceae. The transcript has 5 exons.
GUGGAGAUCACAGCAGUGUGUGGAUUGUGUUGUUUAAGCACUCCUCAGCUCUCAAUUGAGUUCUGAGAGACAUUUCUGCAAUUCCUAGAUCUAGGAUUCCAUACUCCUCUUCUUUUGAAGCUCCGCUCCCAUCUAUCUCGAGAUGAUCAGAAAAGAGCCUCCUCAUUCAGAAGAUCUACUAUACAGAGCGUCUUCGUCGUCGACCUCUCCAUAUGUAGGUGAUAAUGAUGGAACCAAAAGGCUAAAGGGAACUGAUUACGAAGUGUUCUUGAGCUUUAGAGGAGAAGACACUCGCAAAGGCUUCACUGAUCAUCUCUAUACUAGCCUUGUUGAUGCAGGAAUUCGCAUGUAUAGAGACAACGAUGAGCUCCGAGUUGGUGACGAGAUUGGUCCGGAGCUUCUCCGCAGUAUCAUGCAGUCUAAGAUUUCAAUCCCGAUUAUAUCUGAGGAUUACGCUUCCAGCAAAUGGUGCCUUCAAGAGCUGGCUCAGAUGUUGAAGUGUAGGAGAAGCGGAGAGCAAGUAGUGUUGCCCAUAUUUUACAAGGUGGAACCCUCACAAGUGCGACAUCUCAAGGGGAGAUUUGGAGAUGCCAUCAAUGCACAUCAAAAGAAUUCAGAUCAAAUGGUUGUGAAGGAAUGGGAAGAAGCGCUCAACGAAGUCAGUUCUUUAAAAGGAUGGGAAUCGGAGAAAAUAAAUGAUGGGCAUGAAGCGGCAUUAGUGAAAAGAGUCAUCAUAAGAGUUAUGAGCGAGUUAAAAAAACUUUUCCACCUAAGUGUUCCUGAACAAUUGGUGGGAAUUGAUGAUCAUGUGAAAUGGAUUAUGAGCAAGCUAGAUGCUAAUUUCAAUGGUACAUGGAUCAUUGGAAUUUAUGGAAUGGGCGGCAUCGGUAAGACAACUCUUGCAAAGGUGUUAUACAACAAGCUAUUUAGCGAUUUUGAGAAUCGUUGCUUUGUGGCUGAUAUUCGAGAAAGAUCUCAACACAAUGGUAUCGAAUGCCUACAAAAGCAGCUCAUUUCUAAUGUGAUAGGAGGAUCGUGGGAGGUGUCUAAUGUCGAUGACGAAAUCCGUGUACUCAAAUCUCGAUGUACAAGUAAGAAAGUCCUCGCUCUUCUUGAUGAUAUGGAUGAUGAUACUCACUUGGAUGCUUUGGUUGGAGACGGUAGUUGGUUUAAAGCAGGAAGUAUAGUCAUCAUCACAACUAGAAACAAGAGUAUUCUUGACAAGGUUAGAGCUAGCCACUUGUAUGAACUUGAAAAGUUGCCUUCGAAGCAAUCGUUGAUUUUAUUUAGUAGACAUGCAUUUCGAAAUGAUUUUCCUCCGAGUGAUUAUGAGGAUAUAUCUGAUGAUAUCGUAUCUAUUACUGGGGGCCUUCCUUUAGCACUUCAAGUUAUAGGUUCAUUCUUAUGUGGAAAGCCAAAGGAAACAUGGAAAGAUACGUCAAAUAAACUGAAGAGAAUUCCUGAUAAGAAAGUGCAAGAGAGGUUAAGGAUAAGUUAUGACGCAUUAGAUGAUGAAGAGCAACAGAUUUUUUUGGAUAUUGCAUGUUUUUUCAUUGGAUUGUCUAAACAAUAUCCAACUUAUAUGUGGAAUGCCUGUGAUUUUUACCCGGGGAAAGGGCUUGAAGUAUUAAGUCUUAUGUCCCUAAUUAAAAUUGACAAAAAUGGCACGCUAAUGAUGCAUGAUCAACUGAGAGAUCUUGGAAGGGAAAUUGUUCGUUUAGAACAUCCAAAGAAGCUUGCAAAACAUAGUCGGAUAUGGACUAAUGAGGAAGCUGAAGAUGUGCUUGAGAGCAACAAGGGCACUUGUAAGAUUAAGGCCCUUCGUCUUUGCUAUAAUAAAUGGGAAAGCUAUACUAUGAAAAGCUACCGAGGUGAACAAUUUAACAAACUCACCAACUUGAGGUUCCUUCAUAUAUGCAAUGUGGCAACUAAUUUGAAAGUUCUCGACCUCUCGUGUUGUGAAAAUCUGAGAAGAACUCCUGACUUGUCUGCUUUUGAAAGCUUGGAGAUUUUGAAUCUUAACCACUGUUGGAGUCUAGAAGAAAUUCAUCCUUCUGUAUGGUAUAUUAAGACGCUUGUCUCCUUGGACGCUUAUGAGUGUGAAGAACUAGAGAAGCUACCAGUAAGAGUAGGGAGAAUGGAAGAAUUGAGAGAGCUUCCAUGCUAUGAUAAAAUUGCUCAGCUUCCUGAAUCCAUGGCUUCCUUUGAGUCAUUAACUAGGCUGGACUUAUCUUUUACAGGGAUUAAAGAAUUACCUGAAUCCAUUGGUUCUAUGAAGGCGCUAGAGACUCUUUUGGCCCGUGGGUGUGAAUUAGAUUGCAUACCCAACUCCAUAGGCAAUCUAGCAUCUCUAACUCUCCUUGACCUAUCAGAAUGCAAGUUAUUGAGAGAGAUCUCUAACUCGAUUGGAAAGUUGGCAAAACUCCAAGUGUUGCAUGUAAAUGAUUGCAAAAAUUUGGAAGGAUUGCCUAGUGAUAUAGGCGAAAACUCUACCGGUUGGUUGAUAUCUGGAAGGACUGCUAAAUAA